Carya illinoinensis is the source of this 2469-nucleotide messenger RNA. RefSeq lists its product as uncharacterized. The transcript has 3 exons. The coding region runs from base 1 to 2469 and encodes 822 amino acids. The record is from RefSeq and is a predicted model, not a curated record. Lineage: Eukaryota; Viridiplantae; Streptophyta; Magnoliopsida; Fagales; Juglandaceae.
AUGAGAUGGCAUAAGGAGCAGCGGGUCACCGAUGACACUAGUAUGAGACAUCCUGCUGACUCUGAGUCUUGGAAGACAUUUGAUCAAGCUCACCCCAGAUUUGCUAGGGAUGCUCGCAAUGUGCGGCUCGGUUUGGCAAGCGACGGAUUUAAUCCAUUCAACAAUCUGGCUAAACCUUAUAGCAUUUGGCCAGUGAUUCUUGUCCCGUAUAACUUACCGCCGUGGUUAUGCAUGAAAGACAUGUUCUUCAUGACAUCCCUCAUUAUCCCUGGUCCAAAAUCACCAGGAAAUGAUAUUGAUGUUUAUUUGCAACCGUUCAUUGAUGAGUUACUUGAACUCUGGUCACAUGGGGUACCUACAUAUGAUGCAUCUACUAAGGAAAUGUUCAUGUUACAUGCUGCCUUAUUGUGGACAAUCAAUGACUUUCCCGCCUAUGGAAAUCUAUCUGGGUGGUCAACAAAAGGGAAAAUGGCAUGUCCGUCUUGCAAUGCACAAACAGAUUCCAACUGGUUGAAGUAUGGUAGGAAGCAUUGUUACAUGGGACAUCGACGCCUCUUACCGAGAGAUCACAUUUGGCGAACGAGAAAAGGGUUGUUUAACGGUAAAGAAGAUCUUCGCAUGCCCCCAACAAUGGUUGAAGGAGCGGAUCUUUUAACUCAAUUACAAAUGCUUGGAGAUAUUCAAUUUGGAAAAUCUUGUAGGAAGAGGAAACGCACUGCAGAGGAGUUGAACUGGACUAAGAAAAGCAUCUUCUUCAAACUACCUUAUUGGUCAACUUUGCGGCUUAGACAUAAUCUAGAUGUUAUGCAUAUUGAGAAGAAUAUUUCUGAGAACAUUUUGGGCACUCUUAUGAACAUUCCUGGCAAGACAAAAGAUAAUACUAAUUCACGGCGUGAUCUAGAGAUCUUGGGCUUCAGAAAGGAAUUACAUUUGAAACGUGAAGGUGAGCGUGUUACAAUGCCACAUGCAGCAUACACAUUACAUGGAGAUGAAAGGAAUAAAUUUUGUGCGUGGCUUGCUGAGGUUAAAUAUCCAGAUGGGUUCGCUGCCAAUAUCACUCAUUGUGUAUCUGUACGGGAUUCCAAAAUCUCAGGGCUCAAAAGCCAUGACCAUCAUGUUUUGUUGCAAUCACUACUUCCUACUGCUGUGGGGGGGUUCUUAAAGAGGGAUAUUGCGUUGGCUUUGACUGAACUUAGUAGUUUCUUCAAAGAGUUGUGUGCCCGAACACUAGAUGUGAAUCGUCUAUCAAAGCUUCAACUCGAUAUCGUCACCAUUUUAUGCAAAUUGGAGAUGAUAUUUCCUCCAUCUUUUUUCGAUGUUAUGGUCCACCUAGCUGUACACUUACCCCAUGAGGCCAUUAUCGGAGGUCCAGUUCAAUAUCGGUGGAUGUACCCGUUUGAGAGGUUUCUCGGGAAAUUCAAACGGUAUGUUAAGAAUAAAGCCCGUCCGGAGGGUUCAAUAGCGGAAGCCUGGGUUCACAUUGAGUGUUUGACAUUUUGCUCCAUGUAUCUCCAAGAUGUGGAGACGAAGUUUAAUCGACCAGAUCGCAACAUUGAUGGUGUUGAAGAGGAGAGUAUAGAUGGGGAACACUAUGAGAAAUGCAAGGUGUCAAACCCGAAUUCUAUAGAGCGCACCCAACAAACUGAGUUUCCCAUUUGGUUCAAGCAACGUGUUCUGGACCAGCGUAGCAAGAAUCCACUUGAUGUGUCCCCAGAUUUGUAUGCGUUAGCUUGCGGACCUGAUCGGUGGAUUGCAUCAUAUGCGGCUUGUAUUAUAAAUGGUAAACGGUUCCAUACGAAGUCUCGUGAACUUCGCCGACGUUCACAAAAUUCCGGGGUGUUGGUAACUGGUGACCAAGAUACUGAUAAUGUAGACUUUUAUGGUGUUAUCAAUGAUGUUGUGGAGUUACACUACAUGGGGGGUCGUAGAGUAUACUUGUUCAGCUGUGAUUGGUUUGAUGUUGGUGACAAAAAACGGGGGGUACGAGUAGACGAUCAUUUAACUAGUCUCAAUAUGAAUAGGACUUGGUAUAAAGACGAACCAUAUGUGUUGGCAUGCCAGGCUUCCCAGUGUUUUUACAUUAGGGAUCUAAGGGAGAAAGGGAAUUGGUAUGUUGUGCAGAAGUACAAUAAUAGGAAUGUGUAUGAUAUUCCACCAGUGCCGAGGGUUUUAGAAAGCAUUGAUGGCGAAUCGAGUGACGAUGAUGCCUAUCAAGAGAAUGAGUCUGCAUAUGACUAUCCACUUUUGCAUUGUGAUGCAUGUCCAGUGUCAACUCCACUUAGUAGGACUGAUAUAGAACCUUCCCUUAUUGAGCCACGAGACCAGAUGGAGUCGGGUGGUAAUAGCAGAAUUUUGGGAGAUUUUAUUGAUGACGCUAUGGCUCCAUCUGGUUCUGGAGAUGCUUAUGGUGAUUGGGAAUAUUCAGAUGAUGAUGAACCAUCCACCGAGGAAGAGUCUGACUCAGAAUAA